AUGCGUGACUUUCUUUCACAAGGAAGAUCUCUUCCAUCUUGUUUUCAGGGACUAUACAUCGAAUGUGUUGUCACUGACUUCAGAGUCCCCAUAGACAACGCUGCUCGGUUCCCAUUGACUGGGGUUUUCAGUAAACACUUCGAUAGCCCAUUCAUUCAGCCAGGAGACUGUUUAUCAAGCGAGCAUUGCCUUCGAAGGAGAUUCCUACUACACAUAGGGUCACCGCCAUCGUCAAAAGAAUAG
Penicillium digitatum Pd1 is the source of this 243-nucleotide messenger RNA. NCBI's taxonomy places the organism in Eukaryota, Fungi, Ascomycota, Eurotiomycetes, Eurotiales, Aspergillaceae. The record is from RefSeq and is a predicted model, not a curated record.